UUGGAUCAUGUAGUGACAUAUGUACCCCACUCUCUCUCUCUAUCUAUCUGUCUAUAUAUACAAUCAUGUGUAUAUACACAGUUACACAACACACGCAGCUUUCUUUAUUCCAUUAGAUCUGAAAAAGACUAGUUACCACCCAACUUCACAUAUUUCAUUUUACUAACACACCCUCUUUCAUGAACAUCACAUGUAAAACUCAACAACAUUCACCAUGAUCCAUCAAUCUUCCUCGUCUAUUAUCUCCAUGCAUGAAACCAUUUAAUUUCUCAUGAGUAUCUUUGCCUCUUCAAAAGGAAACUAAAAUAAAAAAAACUACGUUUCACACCCCCUGCAAGCCCAAAGUUUCUUAAUUUUCUCCAACCCAUCAAACUUUCAUUCAUUGAAAUCUCUCAAAAACAUGUCACCUGAUGAAACACAACCCUCAAAGUCUGCAAAAGACAAAGACAACCAAAAUGGUUCACUUGGUCGGAAAACUUCAUCUUCUUCAACAUCUUCAUCAACAAGGCCACAAGAACAAAACAUGAACUGUCCAAGAUGUUACUCACCCAACACAAAAUUCUGUUACUACAACAACUAUAGCCUAACACAACCAAGAUACUUCUGCAAAACAUGUAGAAGAUAUUGGACAAAAGGCGGUGCUUUACGCAACGUUCCGAUUGGUGGUGGUUGUAGAAAGAACAAGAAAAUGAAAUCAUCAUCAUCUUCAAGACUCUCUUGUGAUUUAAAAGACUCUGCUUCUUCUUCUUCAUUAGAGCUUGGUGGUCUUAAUUUCCUUCACACAAUUUCUCCUUCUAUAGAUUUUCAUCUUGGUAAUAAUUUACCUUUUCCUCCAAGGCUUCAACUUCAUCAAAAUCAUCAUACUCCAAUGUUGUUUAACCAAUUUUCAUCAUCUUAUGAUGAAACUAAUUCCUCUACUCCUUUAACAACUGUUUCAUCAACUUUCAACCUUGAUUCUACUCAAAAUUCUGUUGCUGCUAUGAACUACCCUUUCUCAAAUUAUAAUGGUGUAAUACAAGGUAUGAGUUCAAUGAAUAUUCAUACUAAUCUUGAAUCAUUGAGUUCUAUGAACCAAGACUUGCACUGGAAGCUACAGCAACAGAGGUUAACUAUGAUGUUUGGUGCAGAAAACCAGAAAGAUAAUAAUCAGACACAAAAACCACAACCUAUUUUGUUUGAGAAUGUUGAGGUUUCAAAGGGAAAUGGUGGAAAUAAUUUAUGUGUUGGAAAUUCAAGAAGAGAAGUUGGUGAUACACCAAGUGAGUGGUUUUUUGGUAAUUCUUAUAAUGGUUCUGUUACUGUUACUGCUGCUGCUAGACCUACUGGAAGUAAUGGGGGUGCAGGAAGUAAUAACUGGAAUGGUUGGACUGAUGUGCACCAGCAAUAUAAUGCUUUGCCCUAGCUUGAGGGAGGUUCAAGAUUAGGUUUUUUUGUUUCAAUACCCUUUUUUUAAAAAUAAAACACUAAAAUACCCUCAUUUAAAAAAAAUAUACCAAAAU
Cicer arietinum (chickpea) is the source of this 1499-nucleotide messenger RNA. RefSeq names its product dof zinc finger protein DOF5.7. Gene Ontology annotation, biological process: regulation of DNA-templated transcription. Gene Ontology annotation, molecular function: DNA binding; DNA-binding transcription factor activity. The record is from RefSeq and is a predicted model, not a curated record. NCBI's taxonomy places the organism in Eukaryota, Viridiplantae, Streptophyta, Magnoliopsida, Fabales, Fabaceae.